UUCAAACAAGCCUGCCAAGGAUGAGGGAGAUAAGUUGGAUGUUCAUGGCAGUGUAGUUCUGGAAAAGGAUAUAAAAAAAGAGACUCCAUCCGCAGCGGUUGAAAUGGUUGUGCUUGUCUUUGUAUGUGAAAUUAAGGAUCCUAUGUUUUAUGAUGAUGAAUGGUUUGUAACUCAUUAACUGUUAUCAGGAACAUGGUGACGGAAUGGUUAAUGGAACAGUUCAAAGCACCUCAAAGAAGAGUAAAAGGGCGAAAAAGAAACAUAAGAAAGAUACAGUCAAAAGUAUCGUUUCUCAAAGUGCUCCUGUGAAAUCCCGUUCUUCAGCCAUUUCUCAUGGUGAGUUUAGACCUGAUGAAAACAAAUCAGAAAUUAUGUUCAAUGGCACUUCCGUUGAUGAUCAUAAUCCAACAGAAUCUAGCACUCUUGCCACCAUAAAUCAACCCCUUCUGGAAAGAGUUAUAGGAAAUCAAGAUGACGGAAAAGAAAAUCCUGAUGUUACUGAUUCUUCUAAUGUUGAAAAUGAUACGAUCAUUGACGGUCAAAAUGUUGACUUUGUCGGUCGUGAGAAUGUAAAGGAAAUGGAGACACAAUCUUUAGUUUCAGAAGUGACCCAAGUUACUAAAAAGGAAAAGAAUCUUCCGCCGAAUAAAGAACGAGAUUCUAGAACCGUGAGCUCUUCAGGAAACCCGCCAUACGAGUGGCCAAGUGCAGCCCCUCAAUUAUCAUUUGUGAACUCACACCUCCCUGCCACCACCGAUAGAUUGCAUCUAGACGUUGGUCAUAACUGGCAAAACCAUUUCCACCAGUCGGGCUUUGUGCACACGAUGCAUCAGGUUAGGAAUUCACCGAUUGAAAAUGGAUGCAAACCGAUGCCAAUGAGCUUGGAUUGGCCGCCAAUGGUUCACAGUAUUAAUGGAUUGGUUCCGUCAAUGGCUUGUAGCUAUAACACAGGAUAUAUGUCAAGAAGACAACCCUUUAAGCAAAGUUUUAGUGCUGGUGAAUUUGUGGACUCUUCUCACAUAGCCAAUUCGUCGGAAAUGGUGGAGGAACACGAUGGUCACUGGUUAGGUGAAGAAGAUUUUGCGGUUUCCGGGAUGGAUUAUAGUCAGUACUUUGGCGGUGGUGUGAUGUAUUGGGAUUCAUCUGAUCACCCGGUGGCUAGUUUUUCCAGGCCACCUUCUCUUAGUUCAGAUGAUAGUUCGUGGGCUUGGCGGGAAGCAGAUAUGAACCGGACCGUUGACGAUAUGGUUGCGUUUUCAUCGUCGUAUAGUACUAACGGUUUGACUUCACCGUCUGCUUCGUCCUUCUGCUCGCCUUUUGAACCUCUUGGCUAUGUUAUACCUGGUGAGGUAACUGGAAAAGUGCUGCAUUCUUCAUCAACGAUGACGGAUUUAUCUGAGGAGAAUGUUUCUGGUUCUUUGGCCACUUUUCCUGGAGAUAUUGAGGCAAAAACUGGAGAUUUAUUCCCGUAUCCUAUUUUACGACCUAUUAUCAUUCCAAACAUAUCGCGGGAUAGAUCACGGGAGUUUAAGCGGAAUCACGAGCAUAAAAGUCCGUGUGUGCCUCCUAGCAGGCGAGAAGAACCUCCGAUUAAGAGACCACCUUCGCCGGUUGUACUUUGUGUUCCACGGCCCUCCCCUGUGGGGGAUGCCCGGAAACACCGAGGCUUUCCGACCGUUCGAUCUGGUAGCUCGAGCCCACGUCAUUGGGGGGUGAAAGGUUGGUUUCAUGACGGAAUUAGUUUUGAGGAAUGUUGUGUUAGAGUCGAUGGAAGUGAAGUCGUUUGGCCUUCGUGGAGAAAGAAAAGUCUUUCGGCUCGGCAAUUGACUCAGACUUUACCGGGGGCCAUUUUGCAGGAUCGACUCAUUGCGAUCUCGCAGCUAACUCGCGAUCAAGAACAUCCUGAUUUGGCGAUUCCGCUUCAAUCGCCGGAAUUACUCGAUUGUUCUGUGCGAAAGGCGUCUCUUCCUGUGAUGCACAGCCUCCUGAACGAUGAAAUGGACGCAUUCUGCAAGCGGGUCGCUGGAGUAAACAUGACUAGAAAGCCGUAUAUCAACUGGGCGGUCAAACGCGUUACACGUUCGCUUCAAGUCUUAUGGCCACGUUCUCGAACCAACAUCUUCGGUUCUAACGCAACCGGUUUAUCCCUUCCAACAAGUGAUGUCGAUCUUGUCGUUUGCCUUCCUCCGGUUAGAAACUUAGAACCGAUAAAAGAAGCCGGAAUCUUGGAGGGUCGGAAUGGAAUCAAAGAAACAUGUCUUCAACAUGCUGCUAGAUAUCUCGUUAAUCAAGAAUGGGUAAAAAACGAUUCCUUAAAAAUCGUUGAGAAUACUGCUAUACCCAUCAUCAUGCUCGUGGUUGAAGUUCCUUCCGAUCUCAUUGUUUCUUCCGUUUCAAAUGUACCGUUGCUGAGACGCCCUCCUUUGACUUCUGUUGACCAAGAAAUUUCCACUUCGAAGAUGAGUACCGAUGGUGGGAAAGACACAGAUGUGCAGUCAAUUCGGAUUGACAUUAGCUUUAAAGCACCAUCACACACCGGAUUACAAACUACCGAACUGGUCAAAGAGCUCACGGAACAAUUUCCGGCAGCAACCCCUCUUGCCUUGGUGCUAAAACAGUUUCUGGCCGAUCGGAGCCUGGAUCAAUCUUAUUCCGGUGGCCUGAGUUCUUAUUGUCUGAUUCUGUUGAUCACCCGCUUUCUUCAACAUGAGCACCAUUAUGGCCGGCCGAUUAACCAGAAUUUCGGGGGUCUUCUUAUGGAUUUCUUUUACUUUUUCGGGAACGUGUUUGAUCCACGCCAGAUGCGUAUUUCCGUUCAGGGAAGUGGGGUUUAUAUAAAUCGGGAACGAGGGUACAGUAUAGAUCCAAUUUAUAUCGAUGAUCCUUUGUUUCCUGCAAAUAAUGUGGGCAGGAAUUGCUUUAGGAUCCAUCAAUGCAUAAAGGCAUUUGCAGAUGCUUAUUCUACUUUAGAAGAUCAGCUUGCUUCCCUUCCUGAUAACCGUGAUUCCAGCACCGGAUCUUCAUCGUUGAAGCUACUGCCGCUAAUUAUCCCAAGUAUCGCCCCUUCGUAGAUGUUGUCAUUAUACAAAGAACCUUCAUAUACAUAUGUGUAUAUAUAUGGAAGCGUACGGUUGUCAGGGUAAGCUUGCAUGCACCUCGACUAAUUCAAUGGUCCUGAAGAUAACAGCCAGGAAAAUCGCCAGUCGUUAUGUGGCGAUUUAUGGGAAGGAGUCUAAAAGCCCGACUUUGAGCUGACCCUUGUGGACCUUUCCAUUUAUUUCUCGUCUUCAAGGUCGGCGUAAAUAUGCCAAUGUAUUAUAGCGUAAAUAUGGCAAUGUAAGCAGGUAUUAUGGCCUUGGUUCCUUCUGGCGGUGUACAAGAUCGAUAUCCAUUCCUUCGCCAAACAAAACAAACCCGGUACAUCUCAUUCAAAGGCAACGUCUGCUGGUUAAGAUGUACGCAGACCAGUCCUCCAACGAGUAGAGCUGUUGUUUUUGUAAAGCGUAAGCAAAAAGGUGUCCGGUCCAGCUUGUGUGCACCUUGACUAAUCUCAUGGGUCACUGAAGAUAACAGCCAGGUAAAUCUCCAGUGGCAUUGAGGAGCCCUGAGACCUGACAUUUAUUUAUCAGUUGAGUUGGUCUUCAAGGUUUAUAUGGCUUCUCUUUUGCGGGUUCAUGGACUUGCCAUAACGUGCUACACGAAGCUUAUUUUAAGUCGAUAUAGCAUCAUAUAGGACCGAUAUCUAGAGUGUAUGUUGGAAAUUUUUGGAAAACAAUACAAAUAAAAGAGGAUGGAUAUGAUGAUUUAAGGAAUCGAAGGGUGUUUGGAUCUGCGUUUUGACGAUUAUUAUGACUUUAGAAAU
Cynara cardunculus var. scolymus (artichoke) is the source of this 3862-nucleotide messenger RNA. RefSeq lists its product as uncharacterized. The coding region runs from base 204 to 3071 and encodes 955 amino acids. Lineage: Eukaryota; Viridiplantae; Streptophyta; Magnoliopsida; Asterales; Asteraceae. The record is from RefSeq and is a predicted model, not a curated record. The transcript is spliced from 4 exons. Gene Ontology annotation, molecular function: poly(A) RNA polymerase activity; mRNA binding. Gene Ontology annotation, cellular component: nucleolus; TRAMP complex. Gene Ontology annotation, biological process: RNA 3'-end processing.